Pomacea canaliculata is the source of this 2605-nucleotide messenger RNA. RefSeq names its product probable DNA primase large subunit. Gene Ontology annotation, cellular component: alpha DNA polymerase:primase complex. The coding region runs from base 495 to 2546 and encodes 683 amino acids. The transcript is spliced from 5 exons. Lineage: Eukaryota; Metazoa; Mollusca; Gastropoda; Architaenioglossa; Ampullariidae. Gene Ontology annotation, biological process: DNA replication, synthesis of primer. The record is from RefSeq and is a predicted model, not a curated record.
CUCCGUCAACACGAGAGUUCACAUCGUCUGCUCUUCUUGAUGUUCACAACGUUUUGCCUUCGUUUUAGAAGUUAACGCUGGAAAAAAUCGUUUGCAUCCAGUCCAGCCACGGGGGUGUAUAAUACAAGUUCGUGCUCCUUGGUUGGUUGGUUUAUUGAUGUGAUUUCGCACUAAGAGAGGGAGAGGAAACCGGAAAAAAAAACCAACCCGAAACUUUCCAAAAUCACUUGACUCAAUGCCAUAAAAGUAGUGAAUCACAAGCUACACUACUCCAAAUCAUGUCAUCCCACUCCGCAUUACCCCUGUGAACAAUGGCACAAAUUAAAUGUGCUCGAUACUAAAAUCACCGACAAAACUUAAUAAGAGUUAUGCGAUUUACAUUUCCCAUUAAUAUGGCGGGUGGCCAGACCGGUAAAUUUAAAUCAUUUUUCCCACUGUUUCUUUUUCAAUAAUCUAUCUCAUUUUUCCAUAGCACAUGAAGUGUACAUUUUACAAUGACGCUUUAUGUUCAACCUCCACGUGGCUUUAUUUCAUGGCAAAAACUAGAAAACUUUGCCUUGACGAGGCUUGAAUUUUUGUUGAAAGUCGACUCUACUCAAGGGGAUAUACGUCGUCUGCAUCAGUUGUUCUGUGAAGCAUCUGUAGUCCAGAAUAGUGACUGCCUUAUUCCGGGUUCAGUUAACGAUAAGGUAUCGCACUUCAUUGUAAGGCUACUUGUUGGAGGAGAUCCAGAAAUGUCCUCCUUUUUCUGUAGAGCAGAGACUGCACUCUUUGACUAUUGGUUUUCCAGCAUGAGUGAGGAAGAGUUAAAUAUGUUCCUAAAUGAAGCCUGCAGCAUUAUGAGAAAAGACUGCAAAAGAAUACUUGCUUGUCCAUCAGAUUUUCAAGGAGAUAGGAGCAGUAUACUUUCUGUUUUUAGCAGCAUCAAACACUCAGCUGGAAGCUUGAAAAGUGUUAUAAAAUCUUACUUGGUGCAGUCUACAGAAAUGUCUAUCUUACUACCCUUCCAGUCUGUGACUAGACUGUUGAAGAAGAGGCUAGUUAUCCUAGAAAAAGGCAUGGCAAAAGUGGCAUCCUGUAGGCUACCUGAUGUGAUGGUGGAACAGUUCUACGCACUGAUGAAGAUUUCUACCAAACAAGCAAAGCAGGCACACAUUUCUGCUAUUAAGGAUGACAGAAUGAGAAUUCUCUGGAUAAAGCUGAAGCACAUAUACAGGAGUAAGCAUCCAACAUCUGGCAAGCAUUUUUAUACACGCCAUUUGUCACUAUCGGAUAUUGACGCCAUGUCUUUUACCUAUCCUUUGUGCAUGAAAAGCCUUCUGACUUCACUGAGGGAAAAGCAUCGUCUUCAGCACAGUGCACGUAUUCAGCUGACCUUAUUCCUAAAAGAGAUGGGUCUUCCCAUUCACCAUGCCCUAGCUAUGUGGCAGCAGGAGUACAGUCAGGAUCCAGGUGCUGGCAGUAAAGGGGGCCAUGCAUGGCAGACCAAUUAUAAGCGCUAUAUCUACAACAUUCGGCAUCUCUAUGGUCUGGAAGGAGCUAGACGAAACUAUCAAGCUCACUGCUGCGCUGCCUUGCAGCAAAGAUUGCUAAGCUGCAAUGAUGAAGGAGGCUGUCCAUUUUCUCACUGGGAUGACAAGCAUCUGUCAGCAGAAUUGAAUAAUCUAGGAAUGCAGGACACUGAAAUCACCCAAGUGUUAGAACUGCGAAAAACUAGAGAAACCUUGGCUGCUUGCUCCUUCUGCCUGCAAUUUACUGUUGCAAAGAGAAGUAGACAGUUGCUAAUCAACUCUAAUAUUCAGCUCAUAGACAAAAAAGAAAAGGCCAUGACUGGAGACAAAGAGACAUUACUUGUUGCUAACCAUGCACAAUCUGAAAGGACAGGGGUAGAGCACCUUGAAAGUGAUCACACUCUAUCUAAAGCAGAUGUUGAUGACUCAGGGAAGAAUGCUGAAGGGGAAGAACAGAUUAAGAUCAGCAACGCUGCUUCAAGACUGAUAAGUAACUGUAAGAGAAAAAGUGGUCUAAAUUGUGAGCCUGCCUGCACAGGCCCAAAAAGGGCCGUAAGUACAAUUCAUUGCAGCAGAUUACCUGUUGAAAACAAGAAUUUUGGUGGUACCUUCAUGCAGAUUUUAGAUCAACAAAGUCUGCCAUUAAAGAAUAGUCAAGCAUGUGAACCCAGAUUUCCUCAUGUGUGCCUAAAUUCCUGCUGUGUCACUACCAGUAACUUGGAUGCAAGUAAAAAUAAUCGCCUCUUUCCAUCUGAUUACUGUGAGACACAACAGAAAUUUUACAUUAAAAGUUGUACAGACUGCGAUGGCAAUGCUGCACGUGAACAUAAUAUACAAGGCACGCAAGAAGCACACACAAUGGAAAGUAUUUUUUUCCCUAGCAUCUCUCCUACUAGCUGCUUUGAGCACCAGCCUUCUUGCCCUGAAAGUAGAGCCCCUUAUGAAGGAACUUCAUCAUCACCUGCAAUUAUUAGAAAGCCAGUUGACUACUUCCAUAUCUGCUACAGCAGACUCCUGCAUGGGGUGUCAUCUUGAUGCAACAAAAAUCUGAUCUAAAUGGUCAACUGUAAUAAACUAUUGAAUAUGCAAGGUGA